AAUUUUGUUUCAUAUCGACUGUCACGAGUUCGCGUAAAUAUUUUGGUGAGGAGUUACGUUUUCCGUGUAUCGAAUUGUGAAUCAUUUGCCGCACCGUGCUAAUUUUUUUUUGUGUUUCUUCGUCUAAUACGAUGUAAAGACAAUUAAAUAAAAUAAAAAAUGAUAUUUAUGCUCCAGAAAAAAAAUAUAAAGUUGUGAUAAUAUUUAUCUGUUCACCUAUUUAAAGAUAUUAACAGGACUUCAAAAUGAGACCCGAGAGAAAGAGCGCCUGCCUUAUGACCUUCGGGUCAAUCCUAGUUGUAAUAGGAGCCGUUUUGGCUGUAUUCUGGCCGUCGAUAUUCUUUGCAACGUUAAAAAGUUUGAUGACAUUAUCACCGAACUCCGCAUCGUACGGGAUAUGGCGUGACAUACCGAUACCAAUGUACAUGGAGUUUCAUAUGUUCAACAUAUCGAACAUGGCUGAUGUUAUGGCGGGGAAGAACGUUACCCUCGAAUUUGAAGAAUUCGGGCCCUAUGUGUACAGGGAGUCGCAGAAAAAGACAAACUUAACCUGGAACGACAACGGCACAGUGACGUACUACAACGAGCGUUUCUGGCAUUUCCAGCCAGAUAUGUCGAAUGGCUCCUUGACUGACGUCAUCUACAGCAUCAACCCUAUUGUUGCGACAGUAGCCUACGUGCUACGUGACACGCCUACCUUCUUCAGGGUCCCCGUUGACGUCUUCAUGCGUAUGUAUCACGAACAUAUGUUCAUUAACGCGACGGUCUCGGAGUGGCUCUUCGAUGGCAUCGACGAUCCAAUCAUUGACAUCGCGAUGCGUUUCCCCGAUCUACCCAUUAAUAUACCGUUCGACAAGUUUGGAUGGUUUUAUGCGCGAAACGGUUCAAUAGAAUACGACGGUAGCUUUCUCAUGAACACCGGCGAGAAUGAUUUCUCCCAGCUGGGUAACCUGGAGAAGUGGAGGUACUCCAACGAAACUUUGUACAGAGAUGAGUGUGGAGCCGUGAAGGGCUCCACCGGGGAAUUGUGGGCGCCCGAAUUAGGCCAGCCGGAAAUUACCGUAUUCGCACCCGAUAUUUGCACAUAUAUGACUCUUUCUAAGACCGGCCCGAUGGAACUGAGAGGCAUCGAAGGAAUGAACUACGCGGCUAACGAUUCACUCUUCGAUAACGGAUACAAAUAUCCCAGCAAGGCAUGCUACUGCGACGAGGUCCGGGACGCCAACUGCUUACCAUCGGGCGCGCUCAACGUGUCAUCGUGUCGUUUUGGAGCCCCGGCCUUCGUGACACAGCCUCACUUCCUCAACAUGGACCCGUACUACGCCUCAAAAGUGAAGGGCCUUAACCCUAAACCAGAUAUGAAUUUCGAACUAGCGCUAGAAAUGUACACCGGAAUGCCUCUAAGGGUAGCGGCUCAACUACAGAUCAACCUUCUAAUCAGACACAUACGCGGUUUUAGUCUAAACAACCAGCUACCAGACCCCGACACGCUGGUGCCCAUGUUCUGGUUCCGGCAGGAGGUCCGCAUCACGGAGGACUACGCGUCGCUGGCCAGGUUAGCGUUAUCCCUGAGGAGUGGGAUACCCUACGGGCUUUAUGCAUUAACGGGACUCGGACUUCUUCUACUAGUCGGUGGUAUAUACGUGUUGAUGAGGAAGUUAUUGAAGUCAAACGACCCGCCGAUACUGGACUCGACGCUAGAAGACGAACCUAGGCUAAUGUGAAUAGGUUUCUAACGUUAAGGAAUGUUAAUUGUUACCAUAGAAAAAUUAUACAAUAUCAAUAAGAACUUUUGUAUGUCAAGAAAGCGAAAAAGCGGGAAAGUCUGAUGCCAAAAUCGGAAACAGAUAAAAUAAAAUCAUAGUGUGUCAUCAUGUCAUACAAGUCAAUUUAGAUUUGUUGUUAUGAAAUGAUUACCAUGGAAAGAAAAGUAAUUUCAUUCUUAUUUUUGUAAGUUAAAGGUUUUGACAAAUGAA
Melitaea cinxia (Glanville fritillary) is the source of this 1976-nucleotide messenger RNA. RefSeq names its product protein croquemort-like (gene SCRB3). The transcript has 11 exons. The record is from RefSeq and is a predicted model, not a curated record. NCBI's taxonomy places the organism in Eukaryota, Metazoa, Arthropoda, Insecta, Lepidoptera, Nymphalidae. Gene Ontology annotation, molecular function: scavenger receptor activity. Gene Ontology annotation, cellular component: cytoplasm; membrane. The coding region runs from base 246 to 1724 and encodes 492 amino acids.